CGAAGGCUGAAUUCGACGACAAAGUGGGCUAUUUGGGCCAAAAUAUGGGCCCAUCGUACCGGGAAAGGGCGAGGCAAAUAGGCAAUUGCUUCAUGUUUGUGCUCGACUCCGUCGAGCUGGAUCUGAAUUCUGAAAGCUGAACAGAGUUUCAGGACAGAGGGCAGAGGAGGGAGAAACAGGCGGAGGAUGGUGGGGGGACGAGGAGGAGGGUCGGGGCGGCGGCAGGAGCGGCAGGCCCUGAUGGUGGCGUUCGCUCUGGCGCUGCUCAUGGGCACCGCCGUCUACUUCCGCAUCUGGGCUCGCCAGUCCAGCGACCCCUCCUUCACCGCCGACGACCGCGAGGAGCUCCGGAGGCAAUUUGAACAAGCAAACCUAGAAGCAAUGGAUGAAUCUGCCGAAUGGAGAAUGAAAUAUGACAAAGAAUUUGAGAAAACCAGGCAGCUGCAAGAUGAACUUUCAAAGGUUAAGGCCACAUUGGCUGGUACAGCCAGGCGUCUUGAGUUGUUGCAAAAGGAUAAUGAGAUGUGGAAGCGGCAGACUGAAUCACUGAAGCAGAAGUGCAAUUGCACUAUUCCAUUGAAAACCAUGCAAGAUUAAGGAUGUGGCAGGGUUUUUUCAACUUAUUUGGUUGAUUAGCUCAAAGCUUUUUGUUUGUUCAGCACCAGAGGGAGGAAAGCUAGAUUGAGGUCUGGGAAUUGGAAUAGAUGAAUUGAAGAAAUGGCUGCCAUAGUAGUUGGUACGUUUACUACUGAUGGUGAACUUCAUACUUCAUCGGAAGUGAUCGGUUGCCCGCCCAUGAGUAGCAAUACAGAAUACCGUAGGCACAACCUAUGAUAUGGCGGUUAGCUCCUUAUUUCAUUAAGGAUUUCAAGUUUUUAGUAAUUUUGGAUUGGCACUCUCUACCUGUAAAUACAGUGUAUUAAGGGAGCAAAAAAUUAGUGCCAAGGUACAAAACCAGGACACGCUUAUUGGCAAAAACUUUGUUAAUGCUUAUCUAAAAAAGGGUGCCAAUUGGAUUACAGCACAUGAAGCUGCCUUACCUCA
Molecule: messenger RNA, 1044 nt
Organism: Setaria italica (foxtail millet)
Lineage: Eukaryota; Viridiplantae; Streptophyta; Magnoliopsida; Poales; Poaceae
Exons: 4
Coding region: 187-597 (136 amino acids)
Source: RefSeq, a predicted model, not a curated record